AUGCCAGCAACCUCUGCAAUCGCCCCUGGAGAGCCAAAAGCAUCGCCAAAGCCACAGCCGAUUGGGAACGUUCCGAUGGUUCUUCUCGUGACAACAUGUGUCGCUUGUAUCUUUUUUUUGCUGUGGUGGCGGGCGAAUCAACUCAAGUCUGUGAUAUCGCAUCAACUGAAGACAUGGCGACAAACGGAGGGUCAGAUACGAUUAAGCAUCGACGAUGGUCCAGCAGCAACGGAGUUUCUGGAGGAUGGUUACGACGACGACAAUGCGGGCCUGACGUUGGCGGAGGACGGGCAGACGUUGAUGCAGAAAAAGUCUCCUGUCGCUGAAGCUGCGUAG
This is a messenger RNA of Guyanagaster necrorhizus, 336 nucleotides long. RefSeq lists its product as uncharacterized. The record is from RefSeq and is a predicted model, not a curated record. Bases 1 to 336 code for a protein of 111 amino acids. Lineage: Eukaryota; Fungi; Basidiomycota; Agaricomycetes; Agaricales; Physalacriaceae. The transcript is spliced from 3 exons.